Molecule: messenger RNA, 2718 nt
Organism: Solea senegalensis (Senegalese sole)
Lineage: Eukaryota; Metazoa; Chordata; Actinopteri; Pleuronectiformes; Soleidae
Gene: dhcr24
Product: 24-dehydrocholesterol reductase
Exons: 9
Coding region: 135-1688 (517 amino acids)
Biological process (GO): steroid metabolic process
Cellular component (GO): membrane; cytoplasm
Molecular function (GO): Delta24(24-1) sterol reductase activity; FAD binding
Source: RefSeq, a predicted model, not a curated record
CUGAUAAUCAGUGGGGUUUUUGGGCUAGGGAUAAUCGAUAGGAUAGUUUUACCCACAGGAGAGGAGCUGUGGUCAGCGGCAACUGCUGUGGAAAGUGGCGUGUGGUGUUUUAGUUGAAAGUGUGUGCAGACACGAUGUCUCCGCUGUUGUAUUUAGGAGGUUUGGUCUUGGUGUUUCUGCUCUGGAUCAAAGCUAAAGGUCUAGACUACGUGAUCGUUCACCAGCGGUGGAUAUUUGUCUGCUUGUUCCUGCUGCCGCUCUCCGUCAUAUUUGACGUGUAUUAUUACGUGCGGGCAUGGCUCAUUUUCAAGAUGUGCUCUGCGCCAAAACUGCACGACCAGCGCGUGCGAAACAUUCAGCGACAGGUGCGUGAGUGGAGGAAGAAGGAGGGUAAGAAGAACUACAUGUGCACUGGUCGUCCCGGCUGGCUCACAGUGUCUCUCAGAGUGGGAAAGUACAAGAAAACCCACAAAAACAUAAUGAUCAACAUGAUGGACAUUCUGGAGGUGGACACAAAGAGGCAGGUUGUUAGAGUUGAGCCACUGGCCAACAUGGGCCAGGUGACUGCACUCCUCAGUUCUAUUGGCUGGACACUGCCGGUGGUGCCUGAGCUGGAUGAUCUUACUGUGGGUGGCCUGGUGAUGGGUACAGGCAUUGAGUCGUCCUCUCACAUUUACGGACUGUUUCAGCACAUCUGUGUUGCAUUUGAACUAGUCCUAGCUGAUGGCAGCUUUGUACGCUGCUCUGAGGAGGAAAACUCUGACCUGUUCCACGCUGUCCCCUGGUCCUGUGGUACUCUGGGAUUCCUGGUUGCAGCUGAGAUUAAAAUAGUCCCUGCAAAGCAGUGGGUGAAGCUGCACUAUGAACCAGUGAUAGGGCUGGAGAACAUCUGUAAACGCUUCACUGAAGAAUCGGAGAACAAGCAGAACACAUUUGUCGAAGGCCUUCAGUACAGUCUGGACACUGCUGUCAUCAUGAGCGGAACCAUGACUGACCACGCAGAGCCUGAUAAGAUCAACAGAAUUGGGCUGCACUUUAAACCCUGGUUCUUCAAACACGUGGAGGGUUACCUGAAAAGGGGCAAAGGUGGAGUGGAGUACAUACCUCUGAGACAGUACUACCACAGACACACACGCAGCAUCUUCUGGGAACUUCAGGACAUCAUCCCAUUCGGCAACAAUCCGAUCUUCCGUUGGCUUUUUGGGUGGAUGGUUCCUCCUAAGAUCUCUCUGCUGAAGCUCACACAAGGAGAAACCAUCAGACGGCUUUACGAACAGCACCACGUGGUUCAGGACAUGCUGGUACCCAUGAAAUCUCUGCAGGAGGCCAUCACACGCUUUCACCAGGACAUCAAUGUUUACCCUCUGUGGCUGUGUCCUUUCCUGUUGCUGCCAGGCAGAGGGAUGGUUCAUCCCAAAGGUGAAGAGGAGGAACUGUAUGUGGAUAUCGGGGCUUAUGGCGAGCCAAAGGUCAAACACUUUGAAGCUAAAACAUCAACACGUCAGCUGGAGAAGUUUGUGAGAGAUGUUCAUGGGUUCCAGAUGCUGUAUGCAGAUGUGUACAUGGACCGGGAGGAGUUUUGGGACAUGUUUGAUGGGCGACUGUAUCACAAACUGAGAGAUGAACUAGGUUGUAAGGAUGCCUUUCCGGAGAAUUAUGACAAAAUCUGUAAAUCUGCUCGACACUGAGCCUCAUCACUGGCACCUAAGCUCAUCGUACCUCAACGCACAAUCUGCAUUUUACAACUUGUUUAGGGACAUUCUUACCAAAGCACAAGCCUUUUUUACAUUAACAUCCUUUCUGUAAGAGAGUUAUUCUGCCUUCUCGAACAAAAAAUACAAUAAAUUCACAGUUUUUGACCACCAUACUUGCACAGUUCCUCUUUGAUGGACAGAGAACUGAUAAUUCAACUAUGCAGUCCUCCCAAAGGUCAGCUCUAUGUAAUCUAUCAGCAGAGAAAGGCCUCCAAAACCCUUUAAAUAUCCUAACUCUGGGACUCAUAGACAAACUGACAGAGGAUGCCCAACUGUUAACAACUAUUUGUUCAUGUUCAUUGUCUCAGUUCUCCUCAGAUCUGAGCUGCUUCCAAUAAAGCUUUGAUAUCAUGCGCAGCUUCACUAAAAACUGUGCAUGUAAUGAGAGCAAAUUGCACCUAAUGUCUUAUUUUAAAAAUGUAUUGGACAAAUGUUCCCUGUUAAAACAACUUAAUACCUAAGUGCCAUAAAUGUUACCUCAUAAGCUUAAGUUAUAGGCUAUAGAGAAAAUAUAUUGACUGGGAAAGGUGCUUGAUUAAAAUCUCUAUUCUACUGUGAAAUGCUCUAAUUUCCCAGUUUGGGAUUAAUAAAGUACAUGUAUUUUAUCAGUCCUUAUUGUUUUUAAAAUGUACAUUAUACAUUGUAAAGUUGUUGGCUGUAGUAUGGACACAGCCAUCAAACACAACUAUACAUAGCUAAGCUUUUCACAAUAGUGUGGUCAGUAAUAUUUUCAACUUGUGAGUGAGUUAGUGAGCGUGCAUGUGUACUUGUGUGUGUGUGGGGGAAGUGUAUUCCCAUUCCAUUUUGGGGAAUAACAGAUUUUUUAUGCUAAGGUUACCACCCAUGAGUACUGAAUAGAUUACUCAUGUGAUUAAGUAAUGACUUCUGAGUUUUCAUGUCUACUGACUGCUCAUGUGAUCUAGUGACAGAGUAUUCAUGUAAUAAAUUGAUUGUUCUGAACAGA